Cherax quadricarinatus is the source of this 2501-nucleotide messenger RNA. The record is from RefSeq and is a predicted model, not a curated record. NCBI's taxonomy places the organism in Eukaryota, Metazoa, Arthropoda, Malacostraca, Decapoda, Parastacidae.
UCUCCAUUUUUUGUACUUACUACUCAGAAGUUACUAAGAGGAAUACAUACCAACUCACAGUAGGUGAGGAAUCAUGUGCAGCGAGGUGGAGGAGCGGCAAAUAGUAUUCCAGCCUACUUGAUAUGCCUGAAGCUCACCAAAUCUUCAGCGCAACACUACACCAGACCUGCAGAAAAUCCCUAUCUCCACCAUCUUUGCUAACCUACAGCAGGUAUACAAUUCCACGAAGUGCGGGGAAGUGCUACGCUCACUACAUGGCAGCCACUCUUUCCCCAUUCGUGCCCGAGGACAUCAUAACGACGGUAGAGAUCAAGUGGACUCCCAAGGAGGGAAGGUUCCUUGUGGCCUCAAGGGACAUCAGUGCCGGGGAGGUGGUGUUCACGGAGGCGCCAUUGGUGGUAGCUCCAAAGCCUGAAGCAGGAAGUACCUGCCUGGCUUGUCUAGCAGUACUGCAGGAGGCCUGGGAGGUGUGUGGCGGGUGUGGUGCUCCACUGUGUUUGCCGCGAUGUGACGCUAAACACCACACAGAUAAAGAGUGCAACAUUCUAGCUUGUUUCGGUCUAAAGCAAGACCCCACGAACAGGGUCUUAAUGAAACAGCUAAACGUUCUUCUAGCCCCACUGAGAACCUUGUUACUGGUACAAGAAUCGCAGGGUGCAGGUGCAAUAGUGGCUGCUCUCCAGAGUAACACGACAAAACGGCGAAAACUGCCCAUUGGUCGCUUGGUGGAGGAACAGGUGACAUUGCCGCUGCAACGUGAGCUCGGGUUGCAGGUGGAGUCUGAGCUGGUGCAGCACGUGUGUGGCGUCCUUGACACCAACACCUUUAUCAUCAGACUCAGUAAGGACAGAUAUGCACGCGCGCUCUUUUCCCUUGGAUCACUAAUGAACCACUCAUGCGUGCCUAACACGCAGCACUGGUGCCAGGACGGCAUGUUGACGGUACGUGCAGCGCGAGACAUACGUGAAGGCACACCUAUCACCAUCACCUACGCACCGACGCUCUGGGGUACCUACGCCAGGGCUGCUUACCUGGCUUCCUCCAAGCUCUUUACCUGCACCUGUGAACGCUGCCUCGAUCCCGUAGAGCUAGGCUCUCAUAUAAGUUCCGUAUGGUGUCGGGAGUGUCAUGGCGGUUUACUGGUGCCUGCGUCUGACCCCCAGGCACCCUGGGUGUGUCAAACUUGCGGCAGUAAAGUGUGUGCGGCGGCCGUAGAAGCCCUGGUGCGGGCUGCCGGAGUUGCGGUGAGCCGCGUGCCGCAAGACGACGUGGCUGCAAUCAGCACCACUAUGAAGCACCUCGCGAAAGUGCUGGGAAGCUGCCAUUAUAUCACCGUGGAGCUCAAGUAUGCCCUGGUGCUAGCUACGAUGACACCCACGCUCACAGGUAGGCCGUAGACCAACUCUCACACCCACAGGUAGGCCGUAGACCAACUCUCUCACCCACAGGUAGGCCGUAGACCAACUCUCACACCCACAGGUAGGCCGUAGACCAACUCUCUCACCCACAGGUAGGCCGUAGACCAACUCUCACACUCACAGGUAGGUCGUAGACCAACUCUCACACCCACAGGUAGGCCGUAGACCAAGUCUCUCACCCACAGGUAGGCCGUAGACCAACUCUCACCCACAGGUAGGCCGUAGACCAACUCUCUCACCCACACGUAGGCCGUAGACCAACUCUCUCACCCACAGGUAGGCCGUAGACCAACUCUCACACUCACAGGUAGGCCGUAGACCAACUCUCUCACCCACAGGUAGGCCGUAGACCAACUUUUUUACCCACAGGUAGGCCGUAGACCAACUCUCUCACCCACAGGUAGGCCGUAGACCAACUUUUUCACCCACAGGUAGGCCGUAGACUAACUCUCUCACCCACAGGUAGGCCGUAGACCAGCUUUCACACCCACAGAUAGGCCGUAGACUAACUCUCACACCCACAGGUAGGCCGUAGAUCAACUUUCUCACCCACAGGUAGGCCGUAGACCAACUCUCUCACCCACAGGUAGGCCGUAGACCAACUCUCUCACAUCAGACAUCAAAUUUCUUUACUUCAAUGUCCAGUUACAGCUCAAUACCCAGUACGAGGCUACAAUAUUCUCUAAUAAAAUGGCAAUAAUGUGGGGUAAAACAAACACAGUUACAAACACACUACUGUACAGGGUUCAUAGUCACAAAAAAAUGCAUAAUUGUAGUUCUGGCAACAAAAUAAUGACUAACAUAGAUGGAGCCCUCCAGGAACCCAACCAUCCUUUCUGGUGCUUUUCUCCUUUCUCUCUCGCUUUCUCUUUCUCUUACUCUUUUUUCCAUACCAAAAACCGAAGUAUAGGUUGUGCAAAAAAACGAAACCACGAAGUAGUAUAGAGUGUAGAAUCCACUGCAAUCUUUCUCCUCCAUACCCUGUUACAAUAGCCAACAUUUUUUCACAAUUUUAUUUUACAUUUGAAUAUUUUAUGCAUAAUAUUUUUAAUAAUUAUUAUCGAACUCGUUAAUUUAAUUACA